Messenger RNA from Haemonchus placei, 294 nucleotides. NCBI's taxonomy places the organism in Eukaryota, Metazoa, Nematoda, Chromadorea, Rhabditida, Trichostrongylidae. The record is from the annotation of a GenBank genome assembly.
AUGCGUACUGACUGUUGCUUAUGUCUGGUGCUACUUCCAUUUGGUCUUCUGCUUCAUCAUAAGAUAGUGUUGCUGCUCAAUCUGAAGGUAUCGUCCUUUAAAGUAAUAAGCCAACGAUAUAAGCAGAACUGUAGUGUAUGGGAUAUCAGAGGAAUAAAAAGUAUUACUAACGUGUCGUGUUUACAGGAUCGAUACAAUGAUUUUGUGAUCGUAUAGUUACCACUGCUUGUUUCGAGGUCCUGCUCAUCGGCCUUAUUUGAACGUCCUCGAAACCCUCCUUUUCUCAUUCACUAA